Molecule: messenger RNA, 1088 nt
Organism: Carassius carassius (crucian carp)
Lineage: Eukaryota; Metazoa; Chordata; Actinopteri; Cypriniformes; Cyprinidae
Product: GTP-binding protein Rhes-like
Exons: 1
Coding region: 147-773 (208 amino acids)
Molecular function (GO): GTP binding; GTPase activity
Source: RefSeq, a predicted model, not a curated record
CAGCUUACAGUUUGACAUUUCACACGCCCUGGGAAGGCUACAAUCAAAAGAUCCAGAAGUCUGAGGUCUUCACAGGAAGCUGCAGGCAAAUCCAGACUAUAAGGCUUAGAUACAGUAGAGAGAGCUUGGCUUUGGGAUUGGGAAGGAUGUCUCUGGAAGUGAAGGAAAAGACAGAAGUGCGCUUGGUGUUCAUGGGAGCCGCUGGCGUGGGAAAAACAGCUCUGAUUAAACGCUUCUUGCAAGACAGCUUUGAUCCCAAACAUCGACGCACGGUGGAGGAGCUCCACUUCAAGGAGUAUGAGGUGGCUGGAGUCAAAGUGACCAUUAACAUCAUGGACACGAGCGGCAGCUACUCCUUCCCAGCCAUGCGGAAGCUCUCCAUCCAGAAUGGAGAUGCAUUCGCCCUGGUCUACUCCGUGGACGACCCCGAAUCGCUAGAAGCUGUCAAGAGACUGCGUGAGGAAAUCCUGGAGGUCAAGGAGGACAAGCUCACACCCAUUGUGGUGGUGGGCAACAAAAAAGACAGACAGCUGGAACGGAGGGUGUCAGCGGAUGAUGUGCUGGUGAAGGUGGAGCUGGACUGGAACAGCUGUUUCCUGGAGGCCUCGGCUAAAGAAGACGAAAACGUGAUGGAGGUGUUCAAGGAGCUGCUCCAGCAAGCAAACCUCCCCAGCAGCCUCAGCCCAGCUUUGCGCCGUCGCAGAGAAACCUUUCCCAUGGACAUCAGUCUACGGCCGCCCAUGAACAAGACCAACAGCUGUUCUGUCUCCUAAAGUUGGCAAGAAAAAGAUUAUUGAGAACAGAAAGGGUUAAAGAAAAGCAAUGAUGUGGAAGGCUCUUUGAUGGCAUGCAAAGAUGCUUUUAUUACAUAGGGAAACAUCCUAUAAUCCUGCUCAAAAAUCAGCAUCCUCCACGGUGAUGAAGGGAAAGGGACAAUGAUCAAAAGUCAAUGAACUGUUGCAUCUGUGCAAAGAAUCUCUUGAAUGUUUUGACAGUGGUUUUGAGUUUAGUUGAGUGAUGUGUAAAGAGCUUCUGCAAUAUUCAAUUAUGUUCAUGUCAAAAUGUUUUGACUUUUAUGACAUUGCAAU